Messenger RNA from Penicillium crustosum, 711 nucleotides. RefSeq lists its product as uncharacterized. The transcript is spliced from 2 exons. The record is from RefSeq and is a predicted model, not a curated record. Lineage: Eukaryota; Fungi; Ascomycota; Eurotiomycetes; Eurotiales; Aspergillaceae. The coding region runs from base 1 to 711 and encodes 236 amino acids.
AUGACCUCAAACUCAUCCCUCACCGGAUCAGGCGGUGCUUACUCUUCAGAUAUGGAGGAAUCAAACUUUUUGAAACGCAAUCGCGUCAUUCACCUUACACGACUUGGUCUAUCUUUCUUGAUUUUCGGCGUUGCUAUUGCCGUCGUCGCGUGCGAAGCCCCACCCUUGCGGCAUUAUAAGAACACCUCCCAAUGGGCGAGUGCCGGUCUUGCACUGUGGCCUUUGAACUUUGACCUCCGUCCAACAAUUGCCGCUAUUUCCUGUGGCUGUAUAAUCACCAUCUUGAACUUGGUAUACAUCGCCGUUGCGCUUCUACCAUCUCCACAUUCCCGUAUCAAGUCACUUAACAUUUACGCCUCAGCCUCAGCCAUCGCGGGGUUUUCGACCGCCCUGGUCGGAAUCCUAUUCAUAAUCUACUUACCAUCCUCGGAUUACCCAGCAGGGUUCAGCAGGAACGAAACCCUCCACAGCUGGACCUGCAAGUGGAAAACUGGAACAAGCAGCGCUAACACACCCCAUCACUUUGAUCGUGACUGCAUCAAUACUCGCGCUGGCUUUGUGUUGUUGUGUGUACUUCUUGGGAUGGAGGUGUUGAUGGGACUCGUUGCUGCCGUUGGCACGUGGUUCCAGCGCGAUGUUUCUCGUCGUCGGGCAGAGCAGUUCCAACUUGAGAAGUUGGAGAUUGCUACUAAGCAGGUGUAUCGCAGUUGA